Molecule: messenger RNA, 6926 nt
Organism: Coregonus sp. 'balchen'
Lineage: Eukaryota; Metazoa; Chordata; Actinopteri; Salmoniformes; Salmonidae
Source: the annotation of a GenBank genome assembly
AUGACACAGACACAGCAUCGCCUCCAGUCGACGGUCCCACUAUCAGUCAUGAACGCAGGAAAGGUAGGGGUCCCGUUUGGAUUUUGGGUUUAGACUCAGCUGGAUGGGUUGAGGUUGGGAGGUAAGGUUCUAUUGGGACUGGUGGGAUUGGGGUUUCUGUUGAAGAGCAACGAUGUGAACGUUAGUGUGUGUGGACUGUAUGGGUGGGGUGUGUGUGUUUUUGACAUUGCAUGAAGAUCAACAAACCACAAACUGAACUGAACAAUGGGGACUCGGGGAGCCAAGAGAGUGACACGCAACGUGUGUAUUUAAUGGGGUGUGUCUUGGAGCAGGUUAGUCAGGUGAAACAGAAUGUACCGUCGUCGAGGAGAGCCCCUCGGGGUGCUAUGUGGACAGUAUUAUAGGAUGGUUAGGGGGCUGUUGGUGGAUGCUAUGGGAGCGAGACAAAGGUGGGGGAGGAGGGGGGAGUCAGUCUGUUGUUUGUGGAAAAUGUGGUCUGCUCAGGUGUGAGUGGUACGGUGGAAAAGGAGAGGGGGUUAGGUGAGAGCCAGGGGAACAGGAGAGGAGAGCCCUUGGUGUUAUAAAUAAACCUCAUCAUAUGGAUACAUAGACAGUAUAGACUUCUAUAGACCUGGUAACCUACCUAGAAAGUAGUCUAUGGACCUUGGGAGUCAGUGGCCUGAGAUUAGUCAAAUGGAGUAAGACACAACCUUCUGUUGUAGGCCUAAAUGCUCUCUCUGUCUCACUCUCUCUGUCUCACACUCUCUGUUGUAGGCCUAAAUGCUCUCUCUGUCUCACUCUCUCUGUUGUAGGCCUAAAUGCUCUCUCUGUUUCACUCUCUCUGUUGUAGGCCUAAAUACUCUCUCUGUUGUAGGCCUAAAUGCUCUCUCUGUUUCACUCUCUCUGUUGUAGGCCUAAAUGCUCUCUCUGUUUCACUCUCUCUGUUGUAGGCCUAAAUGCUCUCUCUGUCUCACACUCUCUGUUGUAGGCCUAAAUGCUCUCUCUGGUCUCACUCUCUCGUUCCUAUCUCUCUCUGUUCACUCUCUCUUGUGCUAUGUCCUCUGUUCACUCUCUCUUUUGCUUCUCUCUGUCCUCUCUCUUUGUCCUGCUCUCUGUCUCACUUCUCUCGUCCUAAGCUCUCUCUUUCCUCUUUUUACAAUCUCUCUCUGUCUCACACUCUCUUCCUCCUUUCACCUCCCCUGUUGAGGCUAAUGCUCCUCUGUUCAGCCUGGAGUGCUAAUGCUUCUUGUAUACCUCGUGAGGUAAAUGCUCCUCACUCUCUUGUGCUAAAUCUCUCCCACCUCCUGUGUACUAUCUAGCCUCUUGUUUUCACCUCCUGUUAACCCCUUUCUUUUCAUGUUUUCUUCAUUUGUAGGUAAAUGCUUUCUGGUCCACACCACACUGUUAGGUAAUUCGUGGCAACUCCUGACUUGAGACCUAUGCCAUAUACUUGUUUCACUCUUGCGUUGUAGCUAAAAGCCUUCUCACACCUUGUGCUAUGUCGCGUUCCUACUCUGGUUGUCAAAUCCUCCUCUCUCUCUUUGUAGCCUAAUUCUCUCUCACCUACUCUCUCUGUUUCACUCUCUCUGUGUCUCCUAAACUCUUCUCUUUCACUCCUCUCGUUCACUCUCUUUACAACUCUCUCUGUCUCACACAUCUCUCUGUCCCUCACACUCUGUCUCACCCUCGUCCACACUCUCUGUCUCCACACUCUCUGUCUCACACUCUCUGUCUCACUCUCUGUUCACUCUCCUCUGCCUCUUUUCACACUCUCUGUCAUCACCUCUUGCUCAACUGUCUCACACUCUCUGUUUACCUCCUGUCUCACUCCUCUUCCUCCAUUAAACCUCCCUGGAGGGCAUGUGUGAAAGGAAGGACAGGAGAGUGGGUGAUGAGGUGGUGAAAAGAAGGGAGGAGAAGAACAAGCUUCUGUUAUCCUCACACAAACACUUCUAGACACGUCUUGUUUUACCCAACAUUAACCCUUCUCUAUGUAAAAGUUUGUUUCAGGAAAUACCACACACACACUGUUAAGGUUAGAUUCAGUGGGCAUAAUCCUGACUUGAACUAUACCCAUAUAACUUGAAUCUUCCUUUGACGAUGUGACAUACGUAAAAGCUCUAACACCUUGUGUAUGUCGAUGUCGUCCUAAGUCUGGAUUUGGCCCAGUACAGUCUGACUCCUCUCUUUCACCUUCCUCAUUCUAUCUCUUCCUCUCCUUCGUCUCUCUCUCUAUUUUUAAUCAAGGAGCUAAUACUAUCAAACUCUCUGUCACACACACACACACUCUCUCUCUCUGGCACCCCCUUCUCCUCUACCCCUUCUGAUCCUCCAAGUUGUCCCCCCUUUCCACCCCCUCUGCCAAAAUCACUUUUUCCUGAUGUCAUAAUCUGGGGUUGAGGGGGUGGAUGUUCGAGGAAGAGGGGAGGAGUGAUGGGGAGAGGGGAGCAGUGAUUGAGUGGCGCAGUGGUCUAAGGCACUGCAUCGCAGUGCUAACUGUGCCACUAGAGAUCCUGGUUCGAAUCCAGGCUCUGUCGCAGCCGGCCGCGACCGGGAGACUCAUGGGCGGCGCACAAUUGGCCCAGCGUCGUCCAGGGUAGGGGAGGGAAUGGCCGGCAGGGAUGUAGCUCAGUUGGUAGAGCAUGGCGUUUGCAACGCCAGGGUUGUGGGUUCGAUUCCCACGGGGGGCCAGUAUAAAAAAAUAUGUAUUCACUAAACUGUAAGUUGCUCUGGAUAAGAGCGUCUGCUAAAUGACAAAAAAUGUUUAAAAAAAAGUAAAACAAAUUGAAGGAGGGAUAGCACUAAGCUCUUGUUUAAUAUGGUCCCUCACGUGAAGGAGAGCUCCUUGUGUAAGUCACGCUAGUAAUGAAAGGCUACAGUACCAACCAAAAUAUCUCUGCACCGUGACUGCAUUAACUAACACAGUUUUACUUGUCAAAGGGCGCGUGCAUGCACUGAGGUAUUCUAGGUAUUUGUGCAUUUGUUUCCUGGUAUCAAAAGCAAUGAAAUGUGAUCUAUAUCAAAAGCAUACACAAUAUUGUGAUGAUGUCACCACACCAGAAGAAAUGUUAAACAUUUUUCUCUGAUUCUUAUUUUUUUCCAUGUUAAAAAAUACAUCCGUGGCCACCGAAUGAGUUUGACUCAGCCUGAACUUCAAUAUCUGUGUUAUUCUAACCAACUGUUCCCUCCUGCAGGUGGCGAUGUCUCCAGGAGAGGACGGUCUGAUCGGGAUCCCCUUCCCAGAGCACAGCAGCGAGCUCCUGUUCCGCCUCAACGCCCAGCGCAGGGCGGGGCAACUCUGUGACCUCACCCUGACCUCGCGGGGCGCCCGCUACCCCACCCACCGCUCUGUCAUGGCUGCCGUCAGCCUCUACUUCCGCGGGCUGUUUGGGGCGGAGGAGGGGGCCGAGGCGGGGGGAGGAGGAGGGUUCAGUGUAUGCCAGCUGGACUGUGUAACGCCCGAUGCCCUGGAUGCCCUGCUGGAGUUCGCCUACACGGCCACCCUGACCAUCCGCAGCUCUGGCAUGAGAGAUGUGUUGAGAGGGGCUCAGUUACUGGGGAUCCAGUGUGUGGUUGACGCCUGUAGAGACAUACUGGGGGAGACGGCGGGGGAGGUAGAGUGGGAGACGGGGGAGCAGAGGGUACAGGCGGAGAGGGAGAGAGAGGUGGCGAGGGGGAUGAAGAAAGGCUCCCGGAGGAAGAUAGACAGACGGAGAGUCACCAAGGUGGAGUCGUCACACCACCAGCCACUGCCUCAUCGCCCGAAUGUCAACACACACCAGCACCCCUCCACUCCUCCUCCACACCCCUCACCUGUUCAAGAUGGGGCCCGCUCUCAACCCUCCACCCGACCCCCCAGCCCUGAGCAGGAAGAGCACCCCUCCACCACGGGACAGAACGGGGAUCGGAAGCAGGGCAGGGGUGCAGGUAGAGGGAGUACAGCAGUCAACGGAGAGGUGCACUGGCCUCAGGAGCGCCUCCUCGCCCCCCACCCCCCUCUCCCUCUCUCAGACGACAGACUGUCAGAAGACGAGGAGGAGAUGGAGGGAGUAGGGAACGGAGGGGUGCCCAGCUUUACUUCCGCCCCCCUGGCAGAGCAAGGGGGGGCCACGGGGCCAGGAGGAGGGGGUAGGAAGAGGAAGUCUCAGACCCCCUCAGCAGUGUCCUGUCUGUCAGAAGAUCAUCCACGGAGCGGGGAAGCUGCCCAGACACAUGAGAACACACACCGGGGAGAAACCAUUCGAGUGCUCUACCUGCGGGGUCCGCUUCACCAGGUACGUACGUUGUAUUUUAAUACUAUUAACUAUAACAGAUUACAGGGCUAGCAAUGUCCUACAUGUGAUGCUAAACCCUUAUCCUCUUUCCUGUUUCCCUCUGUUCUCACCUGUUUCUCUCUGUCUCCUCUCUCUCUCUCUCUCUCUCUCUCUCUCUCUCUCUCUCUCUCUCUCUCUCUCUCUCUCUCUCUCUCUCUCAGGAAUGACAAGUUGAAGAUCCACAUGCGUAAACACACAGGGGAGCGUCCGUACCCCUGCCCUCACUGCCCCGCCCGCUUCCUGCAUUCCUACGACCUGAAGAACCACCUGUCUCUCCAUAGCGGGGCGCGACCCUUCGAGUGCCCGCUCUGCCACAAGGCCUUCGCCCGCGAGGACCACCUCCAGCGCCACCGCAAGGGCCUCAGCUGCCUGGAGGUCCGUACCCGGGCACGACCAAGGCGCGGGUCUGGGGCUGACCACGGGGAGGAGGGCAGAAGGGCUAGAGGAGGAGGAGGAGGAGGAAGAGGGCAUUCUCCAGACCAGCUCGACCCUCUGGAGAAUCUGGCCCUGCAGCCCCACGCCUCAGCAUUCCACCCCCGUGCUGGGAUGGUGGGCCUGGGGGAUGAGGCUGGGGUUGGGGCUGGGGCUGGAGGUCAAAUGGUGUUCCAGAAGGAGGCUGACAGGGAGCGAGCUUUAGCCCUCUUAGGGCCUCACAGGCUGCCCUACACUGGUCUGCUGUGGAGAAGCCUGGAGCUGGGGGCGAGGGGGGUGGAAGGGGAGGAGGCAGGCGGGGGCCACUCUCCUGCACUUCAGCAUGCAAGAUGGGAGGAGGCAGGCGGGGGCCACUCUCCUGCACUUCAGCAUGCAAGAUGGGAGGAGGAGGCAGAGGAGGAGGCAGAGGAGGAAAUGGCAGAAGAAGAUGAGGAAGACGAGUGAGAAGAGAAGAAGAGAAGAGAGUGCAUGUGUGUGUGUGCGCGUAUGUGCAUUUGUAUAUGCAUAAGUGUGUGUGUGCGUUUGUGUGUGUGUGGCACCCACAGUAAGGAUGGGGAUCUCACUCAGGUGACUGGACCUGCUCCUUCUUACAAAGCGCUUAGAGAAAGACUAAACAAUCCCAAAAAAAUAAUGGAAAACGGGUUUUCUUAUUUCUUACUGUUGUUUCAUGGCUCUCUGUUUUUAUUUCAGUUGUCUCGAGUUCUGUUUCUAGUUGUCUUAAUUUACUGUAUUUCAUGUUUGAGCUAUUUUAUUUCAUGCUCUGGUUAUUCUUAUUUGCUGUACAUAAAAAUAGGCUUUAUUGAGGGAAUGUUUUGCGCAUAUAUGUACUGAUGGGGAUAUGGGGUGAUUUUCUCUCACUAUGCAAACUGAAAUCUACAGCUGAGAAAAAUAAGGUGUCCAAAUGUAAAAAAAAUAACAACAAAAAAUGAUUCAACAAAUAAUGUAUUUUUGAGCAGAGUGCUGUUAGAGUAAUAUAACAAUCAAAUGUUAUUGAAGUUCAAACAAUGUAUGUACAACAUCCAUCUAGGCCUACUAAACCCUAUCACUCUUCAUGUCAUUAUAGUAGCACUCUCAGCAGGGUCGUAAGAAACCGGGAGCAUCCGGUUUUCAGUGGAAAAGCAGAGAAGACACAAAGCCAUGAAAACCGGUAGCUUCCGGUUUCUUCCGACCCGCUCAGGCAUUUGUUUUACGCCUGCUAAAUUAGGUAAAUAUAGUAGUAGGUGUAGAAUCUGCUGUUCCACUUUGGGUGUAAUGUACUACCCUCUAGUGGUUAUUGGUGGAGCUAGUCUCCAAUGGCAACAAGUCACACAGGUUUCCUAUUGAAGAUAGCCAUUAUCUAACCGUAGUGGUCUUAUUUUAAGGCUUAUUAUUUUGCUGUCCGUUGUAAGUAGAUUUUCAUGCCCUUCUUUUUAUAAGGCACUGAUGAUACCAAAGAUUUCAAUUUAUUUCUUCCUAAUCAAUCAGUUCGAUCAAGCACAGGAGCACCAGAGCUAUAGAUUGAGAUCCCAAUGGGCACACACUGGUUGAAUCAUUGUUGUUUCCACGUCAUUUCAAUUAAAUUACAUGAAACCAACGUGGAAUAGAUGUUGAAUUGAUGUCUGUGCCCAGUGGGAUGGCUCUAAGAGGGAUCCUGGGAUUUUAGAGCCAAGGUUUGGUUCAAAGACCUGUCUUGAUUUGCCCGGUUCUCCGCUGCAGAGUGAUAGAAGGGUUGAAGACUGCUUCCAUAGGUUAGAUUCUCUGUGGAGCUCUAGUGCACUGUGAAAAAUGCCUGACCAAAACUAGACUACGUUUGCAGGGUUAUUGGAUGAUUGUUAAUGAGAGGUGUGUGUUUGUUGCUUUAGCGUUUACUUUUUGACAUUGACGGGGGACCAUUCCUUUCCAAAGUCUCCUUCUUUAGAACGUCUUCUGAUCAUGCACUCCUUGUUUUUUGUUGAUUGCAAAAAGAGUGAGAGAAAAGGAGAGACCAAGAGGGAAGGAGGGAGUGAGGGAGAGACCUUGAUCUCUUGAUCGCUCUGUAUUUAUUUAUUUAUUGUUAUUUAUUGUGGCUUUCCAGUUGAAACUGUGUGUGUGUGUGACCUGACCCAAGGUAUCCACAGUGACCUGACCCAGGGUAUCCACAGUGACCUGACCCAGGGUAUCCACAGUGACCUGACCCAGGGUAUCCACAGUGAUCCGACCCAG